GGAAAAAUGUCUAAACCCAAUUACUCCGGCACGUUUCAUAUGGUGGAGCAGGAUAAUAUGGAGAACUACCUCGCAGCUUUAGAUAUUAAUUUUGCUCUGAGGAAGAUUGUGUGCCUGCUGAAGCCCACCAAAGAGAUCACCCACGACCCGGCCACAGGUGCCAUGAAAAUACGCACUCUCACCACCUUCAAGAACUUCAACAUGGAUUUCACCAUCGGUAAAGAAUUCACCGAAGACCUGGGACCCGUGGACGGCCGCACUUGUCAGACUACAGUGAGCUGGGAAGGAGACAAGCUGAGCUGUGUGCAGCGCGGGGAGAAAGAAGGACGAGGCUGGACCCACUGGCUGGAGGGGGACAAGCUGCAUUUGGAGAUGAGAGUUCAAGGCAUUGUUGCCAAGCAGGUCUUCAAGAAGGCUGACUGACCACGCUGCAGAAGCGCCACAGUGGAAGACCUCAUUUGAAAUGUAGUCGGUACAAGAACUGAAUCAUGUUACUAGCAUUUUUAUUAUAGUGGUCAGUGUUUGGACAGAUCGCAGUAAGACUACGAAGGACUGUUGUGUGUGUCCUCUGCGUGGUGGCGAUAAUACAGAGAAGUGUAAACAUUCCCAACUACUUCCCUCAUAUUGCGCUAUUUUCCCUGUUAUAAACAAAUCAUUCAUCUGUUCUGCGUCUGCGUCCUCAGUGCGCUGCAUGCAGCAUGAAGUUUAGCAGUGGCACCACCCUGUGUGGAGAACUGCUCCCUCACAUCUACACCAGUGCAUUAACAGUGAUAUUCACCACCAAAAAUGUGCCUUGCACUAUUCUUCAAUUUUGUUUGUAAAUGUAAGUUCAAGUUUAACUGCCAGACAUUUGUACAAUAUAAGUUAAAUUAAAGAUAAUGUAGAAUAAAUACACUUGUGUUAGCUGCACAUAAAAAACAGAAUGUAACUCUUUGGUAAUAAAUUAGAUAUUGAGACAGGGAUACAUAACAGUUUUUCUUAGAUACAUGAACUUGGCUGUCAUACACCUGGUUUUAAAACGGCCUGUCUGGACCCGCCAAUUAGGCUGGAAAGGAUCAUCUAACAUUUUAUAAGAU
Menidia menidia (Atlantic silverside) is the source of this 1076-nucleotide messenger RNA. The record is from the annotation of a GenBank genome assembly. Lineage: Eukaryota; Metazoa; Chordata; Actinopteri; Atheriniformes; Atherinopsidae.